This is a messenger RNA of Sapajus apella (tufted capuchin), 8885 nucleotides long. RefSeq names its product ankyrin repeat domain 31 (gene ANKRD31). The record is from RefSeq and is a predicted model, not a curated record. The transcript is spliced from 26 exons. Gene Ontology annotation, molecular function: protein binding. NCBI's taxonomy places the organism in Eukaryota, Metazoa, Chordata, Mammalia, Primates, Cebidae. Bases 228 to 6023 code for a protein of 1931 amino acids.
CCCCCUGCCUGCGGCGUGCGGCGGAACCCGCGGGCUGCCUCCCAGACGCCGAUCCCGCCACACUCUCCUCAGCAGCCCUGCAGCGAGGCCCGACUCCUGCUGCGAUUAUAUUAUUAUUAUUUUUAUUUUUUAACUCACAAUUUCCCCUGGCCCUCAAAGCAUUCUUUUUUUUUGCGGGCAAGAGGGAGUUAGAGGAGGGCUAAAAAGACUUCGAAUGUGAGGCAAAGAUGGAGGAAGGCGUCCAGGCCCCAGACUGGGACAGUGAUGAAACCAUGAUAGAGGGUUCAGUGACGGAGAGCGACAUGGAAGAAGAGGAGCUGCCCUGGAGAAGGUUGUUAUUUGAUCAAGACACAUCUCUUAGAUCUGAGUUCAGUCUGCAUCCUGAUACAAGAGGAAUGUGCAAAGGCAUGCCUUCUCCUGAGAUUCAACUUGGAUUUAAGAUCAGAAAAGAUCUGCAAGAGCAAAUGACUGAAAAUAAGGUGAUGCCUGUUCUUAGCAAGGAUACAAUAUUACAGAUGUAUAGUUCUCAAGAUGAAACAGUACAAAAUCAAGCUCUGUUACAGACUAGAAAAAAUUGUUCAAUGUUCAUUGGGUCAUUUCCCCAGUCUGGACUUUCAUCGAACCACCAAAAUAUUGAAGGGCCUGAACCUGAAAGUCCUGAAGUUUUGCCACACAUGGAAAAGGAACUAAGUGAAGGCAGAUAUUCUCCUGAAGUUAGCCUUCUCUCAGGCACUGCUAUUACAGUAUCUGAUACCGUUGCUAUAAAGGAGACAUCAUUAAUAGAGCCAGAGAAGAUCUUAGCAGAACCAAAUACACUUUUUGAGCCUAGAAAGGAAGUCACAUUGACCGUGACUUCUGAAGAAACUAAGGAUGAAGAAAGCUCACUUGAAACCUUUGUGUCUGCCUUAGAAAGGUUACUUACAUCACCAGAAAGCGCCCAGGAAGAAAGACUGUUUGAAUUAGUAAGUGAUUUUGAUCCUAAAGAAUUGAUGAACCCAUUGAGUGACUCUCUGAGUUCCAUAUCAAUACAUUUGAAUGCAUGGACGUCAUGUCACAGAGAUUUACAAGAAAAUGUGAAGGAUGAUGUAUUGCCAGCUGAAUUAUUAGAAGCCCUGAACACAUUGUCAGAAGCCAAGGUGGAAACCAUCUGUCAUAGAAAAGAGGGAGGCAGCAGUCUCAGUGCUAGAAAUGAAUGUUUAGAAGUGGAGUUCAAUAUGUCUCAGACCAAUGAAGACUGUACACAAAUAGCAGAGACUCUGCAAGACCCAAAUCCAUCUGGAUUGCAAACUUUGGCUCAUCAAAAUAUCACUUCUUGUGAGCCACUAAGUAAUAAUAGAAAUUCAAAUUCAGUGACAAAUAGCUCUGACCAGGAAACUGCAUGUGUGUUAAGGAGAUCAUCCAGACUAGAAAAACUGAAAAUAAGCCAAGAUGCAAAGUACUCAGAUCAUAUAUAUAAGAUGCCAGAAAAAAUUUUACCAAAAAUCCUUGGCUGUGAGGACGUAACAGAUAAUAAGUCUUCAACUCAGAAUUUCAGACUGCAGGAUCCAGCUUUAAUGACUGAUGGUAAAGGGAAGAAUAUGCAUUCAGCCAGGUUCAAGAGUGGACAACCGAUCAGGAAAAACCAAUUUUCAAGAAGAAAAGAAAAAAUGAAGGUGAAAAAAAUACUUCUUGCUAGCAUUAACCGGAGAAACAUUUUUGGAGAGAACUUAGUAUAUCAGGCUGCUCUGCAUGAUGAUGCUGAUCUUGUUCGUCAUUAUAUAAAACAAGGUGGAAAUGUUAAUCAGCCAAGUUAUGCUGGUUGGACAGCACUUCAUGAAGCAAGUGUAGGAGGAUUUUAUCGGACAGCAAGUGAACUGUUAAAAGGUGGAGCAGAUGUAAAUAUCAAAGGAAUGUACCAGAUUACUCCCCUACAUGAUGCUGUGAUGAAUGGACAUUAUAAGGUGGCAGAGUUACUUCUUUUGAAUGGAGCUGACCCAUUAUUUAGAAAUGAUGAUGGAAACUGUGCUUUGGAUGAGGCCAAAGAUUCAUGUAUGAAGCGUCUCCUUGAGAGAUAUAUCCCUAAACAUCAAAAAUGCCUUACAUUGGCUCAAAGGAAUAGCAUUGACCCACUAGACAUAGAGGAUGUAUACCAACACAAGAAACCAAAAUUCAGUUCUAAGAGUCACAUUUGCCAUAUUUGUAAUGAAAAUUGCAACAGACAGAAGCAAGAACAUGUAAAAGUCAAUAAAGAAAGCAAAGAGAGUUUAUUUAUAAAUAUAAAUAAAGAAGAUGUAUAUGAAUAUUACCAAAAAGAUUCCAAAAACACAAAAUUUGGUAAAUCCAAGCAUAAACAAUCAACUGUUAACCAGAUAUACUCUACAGGACUCAGAAAAUGCAGUAUCUAUAAUAUCAAAGAUUCCAACACAAACAUGCCUAAAGGUAUAGGAAGAAGAAACACACAACAUAAAAGGACCCAAGUAGAUGAUGUAGACUGCAAUCCAAGAAAGACACUAGCUGUCUCUCCUUCCAGGAGAAUAAACAGAUUGGUUACUUAUCAACAGCAUAUUCCACAAACUCUUAGUGACCUUCCAGAAGAGUCACGUGAACCUUCUGGCAUAACUCUGCCAAGCGUGAAAAAUGGAUUAGAUAAUAAUAUUGAGGUUUGUUCAGUUUCUAAAGAGACACACAUCCAGAACCUGGAUUUAUCAGAUAGUCAAGAAGUUCAAUGCUUGGAAUUAGAAUCUGUUGGCCAAACUGAAGCUGUUUCUUUCCCGGGACUUUCAUUACACAAAGAAAUCAAGUUACGGCUUGUUACUACGGAUAAGCAGCCUCACACUCUCCGGGAACAACACCGUAUCCUUUAUAAAUCUCAUGAAAACAGCAAAUUGGUCCAAAAAGAUGAGAGCUUUAACAAAUGGGAAAAAGCUUUCCUAUCCUUUGUAAAGGGAAAUUCUGAUAAUGAUGAUGAUGAUUUCUCCACCUCUGAGAAGGCUGUAAUAUCUAAAAAGGCGACGUGUUCUACAGGCAGCAAAAACCACUAUAAUUUUAAGGAAAAUUUAACAAAUAGAAAAGAAAUGGAUUUUCAACAGUUUGUACUUUCUGAAGAUCAUUUUUCACAGGAAAAUGAGGUAAAAGCAGUCAGCCUAACCACACUUCCAGAACAGGAAGCUGUUAAUUUUUCUGAUUCAGAUAAUGUAGUUAUUUCUGAACAACGUAUUGCAAAUUGUGAACAAUGCAUAUUUGGACCUUCUUUUGAUCACUCACAUGGUAAUCCUGAGCAAAAUUCCCUGGCUUGUAUGAGAACACUUUCGACACAGGAUGUUUCAAAAUUGACUAAUCAUGUGGAGCUAUUCAAAAAGCCACAGGAUUGUAUUGGCAGAGCACCGACUUUUUUAGUGAAUCAAACAGAUACACAUAUUGUGGAAGAGGUGGCAAAGAGUUGUGACACUGAAAGGAAUUACAUUGACAGAGACCAAAAAUUGAGUUACUCAAAUGAGCCUUUAUCUAUAGUUGUUCAUUCUCAGGCAAUAGAAACAACUAAAGCCGAAAAAAGGAGACAAAACCUAGAAAGUGAGACUAUAUGUGAUAUAGAUUCUCAUUCCACUGACAAUAUGAAUAAAGACUUGGCCAACAUCUCACAACUUAGUCAAAGAGAAAAGAAGGAAAUUUCACACAAACCAGAUGAGGAAUUAACUAAUAAUAUCACUGGAAAUGAAAUAACGACAAGAAAUUGUGAAGAGAGAAAAGAAAAAAUGGAGUCAGAAAUUCACAUGCCUACUAAUAUCCAAGAACACAAAACAGUUCAGAAUUUCAGAAAAAGACAAAGUUUCUUAAAAACUACCUGCAAAGGAAUGAAAACAGGUGGGAUCAAUAAGAGGAAUGCCAGAGGGAAAAGCCGGCUUCAUUUAGCUGCCAGAAGAGGAAAUCUGUCCCUAGUGAAAGCCCUAAUAGAAACUGGAGCAGAUGUGAAUCUAAAUGAUAAUGCAGGUUGGACGCCACUUCAUGAGGCAUCUAGUAAAGGAUCUAUUAAUAUAAUUGUAGAGUUAUUAAAAGCUGGUGCUAAUGUUAAUUGUGAAAAUAUAGAUGGAAUUCUGCCCUUACAUGAUGCUGUUGCAAACAAUCAUUUAAAGGCAGCUGAGAUUCUACUACAGAAUGGAGCAAACCCUAAUCAAAAAGAUAAAAAACAGAAGAGUGCUUUGGAUGAAGCAGAUGAUGAAAAAAUGAAAGACUUACUAAAAUCUUAUGGUGCUAUUCAGACCAAUAAUAGAGAUGAGAGUGAUGGUAUAGUCAAUGAAAAAAUUCCUGCUGUUCGGUCUAAAAGACAUAAACAGUGUUUUUGUGAUGAUGGCAAACCUGUUGAUUCACCUUCCCUCUCAUACCAAGAAAGAUCAAGAGAAAGCCUUUCUGCACAUCAGACCCUCAGUGCCAUUCUACAAGAUAUAGAAGAAAAACAAGAAAAUUUAUUAGAGUUUGAAAUAAGAAACCCUGAAGAUGCAGAGCAAUACAUUGAAAAGAUGUUAAAGAUAAAAGAGCUUAUGGAUAAUGUGCUUGCCAAGCAGAAAGCAGAAAGGGAUGAUCUGGCUAAAAAAUACAGGGUAUCCAUAGAGUCAUUUAAGCAUGGAGCCCUGAGAGAACAGUUGGCCAACUUGGCUACAAGACAGAAGAGCCUUUUAGCUGUGGCAAAAAAACAGAAAAAAAUAAGCCUGAAAAUUCAAAACUAUAAGAAUGUUACAUCAUUGUCUUGUCUUAGUUUAAGGAAGCUUCCACCCAGAUCAGAAAUCUUUAGUGAAAAGGACAGCCAAGAGCUCACCAGUCUGGAAAAUUUAGAGCAUCCCCAAUCAGUUUCACUUUCUCCCGUUUGUGGAAGCAUGCAAGAAACACAAUUGUCUCUGGAAACUUGGAACUACAGCCAAAAUACCAACAUUUGUCUAAAUUCAGAGGCAGUGAUAAGGGGAGAAUUUUCUGGAAAUGAGAUGAUUUCUAAACAAAAUAUCAGUGAUUGUACCUUGGAUGGUUUAUCAAAAUCCAGACAUUCAGAUAGCACUGAGAUUAAAUUAUCAUCCCAACCCGUUGCUUUUAUUGGUCAAACAGAAUAUUCACAGAAAGAGAAUGAUCUUAUAGAAGCUACAGACAAAGACCAUGAAUUCUAUAGUCCUUCCCUAGUAAUUGGCAAAUUGAAUAUUUCAGAAACUGCAAGUAUCCUUGCCAAAAGUGAUGCUCAUCCAUCAAAUGUUAUCUGUGAUCAGGACCUUACCAAUUAUGACCCUAAAAGAGGAAACAGGAAAACAACUUCCCAGAAACCACCUAGGGGGACAUCAGAAUCCCUGGUACAUCAAGGGAUUGCUGCCUUAGGCAGUGACACAGUGAAUCAGAUGAAACCGUAUCUUAAAAAAUCAGUUUCUGCUGUUCCACAUGCAGAUGACAGUCAGAUCUCCUCUUCCUCCAGAUCUGGGCAACGAUAUACUAUAAAAAAGCCUUUAAACUACAGUACAGCUCCUAAAAAGAAAUGUAUUCAGAUAAAAGAUUUGAUAUUACUAGGAAGAAUUAACCCAGGAAAUAACAUUCUGGAAUUCAAAACACAGGAGACUACCCACAAAGCCAGUAUUUUAUUGAAUGGUAAACUUAAGGUAGAAAGUGGUCAGAUUUAUAAAAACCCAGUCACCUGGCUCAAGGAUCUUCUGGGAGGCAACCGUUAUGUGACCUGGAAUUAUGCCUGGAAUAAGGUAACGUAUCUUGGGAAGGAGCUUUUAAAGUAUGUUUCUGAGGAUGUAUCCAUACUUCCAGAACCAACCUCAGUACCUCAGCAAUAUCAGCCUUGUCUUCCAGAAGUUACUUGUUUAGAUGACCCAGUACAGGAACCAAGCAAAUCAACGUUUGAGAAAACAAAAUUUGAACAAGGAACUUCCGGAGAGCCAAUGCAAAGUAUCCCACGUUAUCUACAAAUAAAUGAAAUACUAUUAAUCAGUGAUCAAGAAUUUCUCCCAUGCCAUAUAAUGGAUCAGCAUUGGAAGUUUUGUGUGGAAUGUGAGGAACUAACACUCUAAAACCUUGGUUACUUAAUAUUUUAUUAGGUAUUUGUUCAAAUUAUCAACAAACAUUUAUAUUUCAUCUUGUGUAAUCUGGUGGCCCUAUUUUAACACACACUUAUGAGUUGCUAGUUAAGAUGUAUGUUUACUGUUCUUAAGAUGUAUAUAACUGUUCAACAAUUAUGCAGCAUUAAUUUUUUUUGCCAUUGAAAUAAAGGUAUGUUUGAUCUAGACCAUAUUAAUUGGCUCUCUGGGUUUCUUUUUACUAACACAAACUUAAAACUAAUUUUUCAAUCAACACCUCUGCCUUGGUACAAGUAACAAUUGAUUCCUAAGGGAAAUAAGGAUACAAGUAAGAGUAAUCCAUGGAUAAUUGGUCCUUAAAAGGCCCAGGUUUAAAUGAAUUCCUUAAGAACUUAAAGUCCUAAUACCUUUCCACAUUUCCUUUGAAGUUCUUCUCAAAAUCAAAAUGUAAAAUUAUGAAGGAGUUUUAAGUUUCAUCAAAUUUAGUGUAGAUAGGAGUGUAGCUGUGGUAAGUCUUGGAACAAAGUAUGUUUACACUAUACCAUACUCUAUUAAAGUGUAUAAUACCAUAUCUUAAAUCAAUGUAUGUACCUUAGUUUAAAAAUACUUUACUGCUAAAAAAUAUGACUAUCUGAGCCUUCAGCAGGUUGUAAUCUUUUUGGUGGUAGAGGGUCUUGCCUUGAUGUUGAUGGCUGCUACCCAAUCAUGGUGGUUGCUGAAGGUUAGGAAGCUGUGGCAAUUUCUUAAAAUAAGACAACAAUGAAAUUUGCCGCAUCAACAGACUCUUCCCUUCAUGAAAGAUUUAUCUGUAGCAUGCAUUGCUUUUCAGUAGCAUUUUAGCCACAGUAAAACUUUGAAAAUUGGAGUCAACCCUCUUACACCCUGCUGCUGCUUUAUCAACUAAGUUUAUGGAAUACCCUAAAUCCUUAGAGUGGAUUUUGUCUCAAGGAACCACUUUCUUUGCUCAUUCAUAAGAAGCAACUCCUUAUCCAUUCAGGUUUGAUCAUGAGAUUUCAACAAUUAAGUCACGUCUUCAGGCUCCAGUUCUAAUUCUAGUUGUCUUGCUAUUUCCACCACAUCUGCAGUUGUUUCCUGUCCUAAAGUCUUACACCCCUCACAGUCAUCCAUGAGGACUGGAAUCAACUUCUUCCAAACUUCUGUUAAGGUUGAUAUUUUGAUCUCCCAUGAAUCAUGGAUGUUCUUAAUGGCAUCUAGAAUGGUGAAUUCUUUCCAGAAGGUUUUUAAUUUACUUUGUUCAGCUCCAUCAGAGGAAUCACUAUCUGUGGCAGCUAUAGCCUUAAAAAGUAAUUUCUUAAAUAGUAAGAUUUAGAAGUCAAAAUUACUCCUUGAUAUAUGGGCUGCAGAAUAGAAACUGUGUUGGCAGGCAUGAAAACAACAUUAAUCUCCUUGUACAUCUCCAUCAGAGCUCUCAGAUGACUAGGUGCAUUACCAAGAGCAGUAAUAUUUUGAAAGAAAUCUUUUAUUCUGAGCAGUAGGUCUCAACAGUGGGCUUUAAAUAUUCAGUAAACCAUGCUGUAAACAAAUGUGCUGUUGUCCAAGCUUUAUGGCUCCAAUUCUUGAGCACAGACAGAGUUGGUUUUGCGUAGGCCUCUAGGAUUUUCAGAAUGUUACAUGAGAAUUGGUUUCAACAUAAAGUCACCAGUUGCAUUAGUCCCUAACAAGAGUUAACCUGUCUUUUGAAGCUUUGGAGCCAGGCAUUGAUUUCUCCUCAUUAGCUAUAAGAGUCCUACAUGGCAUCUUCUUCCAGUAGAAGGCUGAUUCAUCUACAAUGAAAAUCUGUUUAGCGUAGCCACAUUCAUCAAUAAUCUAGCCAGGUCUUCUGGAUAAUUUACUGCAACAUCUACAUCAGCACUUGCUGCUUUACCUUGUAUUUAUGUUGUAGAGACAACUUCUUUCUUUAAACCUCAUGAACAAGCCUCUGCCAGCUUCAAACUUUUCUUUGGUAGCUUCCUCACCUCUCUUAGCCUUCAUAGAAUUAGAGUUAGGGCCUUGCUCUGGAUUAGGUCUUGGCUUAAGGAAUGUUGUGGCCAGUUUGAUCUUAUAUCCAGACAACUCAAACUUUCUGUAUAUCAGCAAUUAGGCUGCUUUGCUUUGUUAUCAUUUGUGUGUUCACUGUAGUAGCACUUUUAAUUUCCUUCAAGAACUCUUCCUUUGCAUUCACAAUUUACCUAACAGUUUGAUACAAGAGACCUGGCUUUAGGCAUAUCCCAGCUUUCAAUAUGCCUUUUUCACUAAGGUUAAUCAUUUCCAGCUUUUGAUUUAAAGGGAGAGAUGUGCAACUCUUUAUUUCACUUGAACACUUAGGCCAUUAUAGGGUUACUAGUUGGCCUAACUUCAAUAUUAUUGGAAAAAAACAAUUAUAAUAAUAACAUCAAAGGUCACUGCUCACAGACUACCAUAACAAAUUUAAUAACAAAAAGGUUUGAAAUGUUUUGAGAAUUACCCACAUGUGACACAGACACGAAGUGAGCACAUGCUGUUGGAAAAAUGGUGCUGAUAGACUUGCUCAAUGCAGGAUUGCCACAAACCUUCAAUUAAAAAAAAAAAAAAGUAAUAUCCACAAAGUGCAAUAAAAUGAGGUGUGCCUGCACUCAUGGAAGUGCGAUCAUUUUGGUAGGUGGUGAUACAGUUUUGCUUUUUGAAUGUUUUCUUAUUUUAAAUGUGUAGAAUAUUAAGGUACAUCUUUACAACAUAUAAGAAACUGCUUAAUAGUGGCCUCUGGAGAAAUAAAUUAUGGGUCUGGAGAACCAAGGAAGAAGACCUACUUUUGACUACAUGUGCCAUUUGGCAAAUUUGAAAUUGGUACUAUGUGUGUGUUCUUUCUGUUUAGAUUUU